GGUUGUUCCAUAUAUUAGAUUUGUGAGAUCAAUAGCUGGAGUAGCAUUCUUCGAAAUCCAACAGAAGGUUUAUACAGUCACUUAGAGAGGUGGAUAUAAUCGAAAGAAGUGAAAAUUUCUGUCAUUAAUGAUAUGAAAAUCUAGUUCGAUGUCGGCGUGAUUUUCAGGAUUUGAAUUAAUCGGAGUGUAGAGAAAACUCACAGUGAACAAUACAGGAAAGCCAUAUUUUACCAGAAAUCAGACAUGAAUGCGUCGCUAUUCAGAAUAAGUACCUUGAACAAGCAUUAAACACUUCCCAACGAAUUCAUCCGCAAGUUUCUAAUAUUGAUAACACUUUCAACAUCAGUUCAAAGCCAUUAUCUUAUCUAGAUCUUCUUAAGGAUUUGUGAUUUGGCUGAUCAGAUUAAAGUCAUAAAGAUAGAAAUUCCUACGAAUGUGAUUUUAAUGUAACAGAAUACCAAUACAUGUUGGAUAUUACAAAGAAGUGUGGACAACGUCCUGCAUCACAAUGUUUCAUCUAUUGAUUUCGCCGUCUUAGUACGGAUGGCUAUAAAAUGGUUUAUAUAAAAAGCUGAAAGCCAACGCACCACAACAUAUUCUUUAUUAAAAAACGACGCAUAAAUGGCAAAGAACAUCUCUGACAAUAUGACUUUUAUGUUGGAGUCAUUCUCAGAAUUUAAUACUUCUUACAAUGGAUCAUCAAACGACACAUCUUUUGCCUCUGGUCCUUCGAGGACGGCUCUAUACAUUGGCGGUAUUGUCAUGCUCGUCGCUUUAUUAUGGGGCCUGUUUGCAAAUAUUCUUAUUUUGCUCGUAGUCUUCACAAGGAGAGAUUUGAAUAAUAUUAUCAAUAUAUUCAUUAUUAGUCUCUGUAUUAACGAUAUCAUAAACCUCGGAUUCAAUAACAACCUCGUAAUGCUCUCAUAUUUCAUGGGAGAAUUUCCUACAGGCAUGUUAGGAUGUGAGCUUGCCACGCUUUUCACAGUUUUAUUCAUGGGCUCGUCGCUCUGGCAUACAGGACUGAUUGCUAUACACCGCUUAAUAGUGGUGGUAUUUAAUAAUUUCUACAAGAAAAUAUCAAAGAGAGCAUACACUUGUUUCGUUCUAGUUUUUGCUAGAGUUAUACCCCUGCUUUUUCUGGCUCAACCCUCCCUUGGACAGAUGGCAUAUUAUGAAUCGAGGUUACUUCGGUGUAUCGUUAAGAAAAACUAUGGUCCGUAUAAUCUGCUUGUGAUUAUGUUUCUAAUGAUUCUUCCAUCUAUCAUCCUUGUUGUUUGCUACAUAGCAGUUUUUAUCAAGGUUCACCAAUCGUCGAUCGCUUUUAGAGCUUCCCGCCAAAAGGAGUGGUUGAAGCGGGAAAUCAAGAUCACUAAAAUGUUUGGAAUGGUGUUUUUGUUGAUCGUGAUCGGAUACAUGCCCUAUGGGAUCGUGAGAUCAAUUGAUAAACAAUUACAGCUGAGUGCCGAUUUCUAUGUUGCGAUUACAGUUUUCUUUGCAAUAGGAAAUUGUUGCAAUCCGAUUGUUUACGGGGCAAUGGACAGAUCAAUCCGUCUCGAAUGCUUCAAAAUCUUUCAUCUCAUCAAGAACCAAGAAAAAGAAAACGGAAACGCCCUUACCACUGCUCAAACAACUCAAAUGGUUGUCGAAAAUGAAGGCGAAACUGAAGUUAUCCCUCUUAAUAUGUCAACUAAAAUUACGCAAACGAACGAAAGCUUCACCUAAUGAAAACCUAAUCCGAAAUGUUGUUAUUUGUUCAAUUUCAACUUCACGUAUACGUGAAUAGAUGAAGGUUUUUUUUUAUAUGCUGGACAAUUGUAUUUUGAAAACUGUUGUGUUUAUCGGUAUAUUAAUUAAUCGGUUUAAUAAAGUUAUUUUUCUGUUUA
Molecule: messenger RNA, 1883 nt
Organism: Magallana angulata
Lineage: Eukaryota; Metazoa; Mollusca; Bivalvia; Ostreida; Ostreidae
Product: melatonin-related receptor-like
Exons: 2
Coding region: 622-1722 (366 amino acids)
Biological process (GO): G protein-coupled receptor signaling pathway
Cellular component (GO): membrane
Molecular function (GO): G protein-coupled receptor activity
Source: RefSeq, a predicted model, not a curated record